UAAAGGUUGGGUGUCUCGCGCCGCCGGCCGUUGGGAGGGUGGAGUGGGGGCCCCUCCCCCCAGCCCCCUGUCCGCCUCCCACCCAUCUCCUCGCCGGGACGAAGCGGCAAGAGGGCCUUUGGGCCAGCAGGUGAAGUUUGGUGCCAUGGUGGGAGCCCAGCAGCUAGAGAUGCAGGCAGCAGCAGUGCCAGCAGUGGCCCCAGCUGGUGGUGGUCCUGGCGGGAGUGGCAGCGACCACCAGUAUGAAUGCCUGGAGUGCGGCAAGGUGUUCAAGUGGUCAUCGCGGCUCAUCCACCACCAGCGGACUCACACAGGCGAGCGCCCUUAUAAGUGCUCUGAGUGCCCCAAGGCCUUCAAGGGGUCAUCGGCCUUGCUGUACCACCAGCGCGGACACACGGGCGAGCGACCUUACAAGUGUGGGGAAUGCGGCAAAGCGUUCAAACGUUCCUCCUUGCUUCAGAUCCACCAGAGUGUGCAUACGGGCUUGCGUGCCUUCAAGUGUGCUCAGUGUGGCCUGGCCUUUAAGUGGUCUUCCCAUUACCAGUACCACCUCCGCCAGCACACAGGGGAACGCCCCUAUCCCUGCCCAGCAUGUGACAAGGCCUUUAAGAACUCUUCCAGCUUGCGGCGGCACCGCCAUACCCAUACAGGUGAGCGUCCUUAUGUCUGCCCCAUCUGUGGCAAGGCUUUCACGCAGUCUACCAACUUGCGGCAGCACCAGCGUGUGCACACUGGUGAGAGGCCCUACCGAUGCCAGGACUGUGGGAAGGGUUUUACCCACUCUUCUAACCUGGCACUGCACUGUCGCUCAGCACAUGCUGCCCGCCCGGCCCACACCUGUGUUAUCUGUGGCAAAGCAUUUGCCUCGGACGCCUAUCUCCAGCGGCACUUAGAAACUCACGCUGACGUUGCCCCUCCAGCACAGCUUUUCCUAGAGGAAUCGACGGCCACUGUAGAGAUGCUGUUUCGGUGUAGCGUCUGUCAGCUCACCUUUCCCCUCCAGGAGCAGUUGCUGACCCAUCAGGAAGUGCACCUAGCCCCACCGGAGCCACCGCCGCUGCCGCCACCACCUGUGCAGGAGGAGGCAGCAUCUGCAGCCUCCCCGCUGCCCUCAUUGGCUUGCUCGGUGUGCAGCAAGACUUUCAAGAGCAGUGCAGGCUUAGCACGGCAUCAGCAGAGCCAGCAUUCUUCAGAUCGCACAUAUACCUGUGCGGUGUGUGAGCGCUCUUUCCCAGCCCUGGCCAGUCUCUUGGGCCACCAGCGUUCACACCCCCCAGCAGAGCAGCGGCUGGAAGAGGCAGAGGUGACGUGCCCAGCACAGGCCGAGCCAGUACCUGCAACCACCGUGACCACACCCCCGCCCCCCGAGCGACCGUAUGUUUGUGGGGAAUGUGGGAAGGCAUUCAAGGGCUCCUCUGGGCUGCGUUACCACCUGCGAGACCACACGGGUGAGCGUCCUUAUGCCUGUGGGGAGUGUGGGAAGGCUUUCAAGCGCUCAUCCUUGUUGCGUAUUCACCAGCGGGUUCACACGGGGCUGCGUGCCUUCACCUGCCCCACCUGCGGGCUGGCGUUCAAGUGGGCCUCUCACUACCAGUACCAUUUGCGGCAACACACGGGGGAACGUCCAUAUGCCUGCCAGGACUGUGGAAAAGCCUUUAAGAACACGUCGUGCCUUCGCCGGCACCAGCAGCUGCAUACCGGAGAGCGUCCCUUUGCUUGCCAAACCUGUGGCAAGGCAUUCACCCAGACAUCCAACCUCCGGCAGCAUCAACGAGUGCAUACCGGCGAAAGACCCUAUCAUUGCCGGGACUGUGGCAAGGCCUUCACCCACUCUUCCAACCUGGCAUUGCACCGACGCACCCAUUCACGGGAGCGUCCCUUCCAGUGCCCAGUGUGCGCCAAAGCCUUUGUCAUGGCCUCAUACUUGCAGCGCCACUUGCGUACUCACAACAGCACCGAGACGCCCAGCCGUCCGACCGCCCCAUCACCUGCUGCCACUCAGGAGGUGCAAAUCGUGCCCAACCUACAGGCCACUUUGAACGUGGAGUUGAGCAGCAGCCCAGCCCCAGCUGGCCCUUCCAACACACAAACUUUCCUGCUAGUGCAGACAGCUCAGGGCUUGCAACUCAUCCCUAGUGUGCAGCAGCCACAGCCGCCACCCCAAAACUCACCCCCCAAACUCAUCCUGCUGCCCAGUCCCCAAGUGAUACCCACAGCAUCCACUGCUCCGGCCAGCUUUACCCUCUUGCCAAGCACCCCUGCCACCCCAAGCAAGUGUGUCCCACUCCGGCAAGGCAAGGGGAAGAAGCCUGUGUCACUGCCACCACCGCCUCCCCCAGUGACUGGCAGCCAGAACAUCAUUUUGAUGCCCAGCACCACUGGGCCUAGCAUGCAGCCUGUCUCUAACAUGCAUAUCCAGAGGACAUCGGGGUUGCAGGCUGGUGGGCAGAACAUUUUUGUCCUCCAGAGCUUGCCAGAGCAGCAGACGAAUACAGUGCAGAUCCAGGCUGUGCCAACUGUUCCACCAGCAACAGGCACCCUGCAGAUUCAAGCCCUGCCACAGUCCCAGCAUCUCCAGAGCCUGCCUGCUGCCCAGCCAGGUGGCACUCUGCAAAUCCAGGCCUUGCCUGCUUCCCAGCAGACUAGUACGAUUCAGAUCCAAGCCCUCCCACAUACUCCACAGACUGGCAUUGUGCAGAUCCAAAGCCUGCCACUCCCCCAGAGCACUGUCCAGAUCCAAAGUCUGCCCACCUCUCAGCCGGCAGGCAAUGUACAGAUCCAAAACCUGUCCAGUUACCCAGCGACUGGCACGAUGCAAUUCCAAACACUUCAGCCUUCCCAGAAGGUGAACACUCUGCAAUUUCAGGCUGUCUCUACCCAGCAGGUGGGGACCCUGCAGAUCCAAACCCUCCAGCCUUCCCAGCAAGUGGGCCCCCUUCAACUCCAGACUUUGCCCUCCACCCAGCAGACAGGCUCCCUGCAGAUCCAAAACUUGUCCCCCUCAAACCAGUCUGUGACUGGUGUGGAAAUUCAAGGGCUCUCUCCUUCCCAGCAGCUGGACGGCACCAUUCAGAUCCAGGGCUUGGUGUCUUCCCAGGAAGAGCAGCCUCUCCAGCCUUCUGAGGAGAUAGCCAGCAUCCAGCUCCAGGCUCUGGGCCAAGCUCAGGAGAUGAGUGAGGUGGGAUCUGCUCUGUCCAGCCCCCACGAGCUCUCUGGGGUAGAUCUCCAGCAGGGAUCGAGUCCAGAAGAGGAAAGCCAGAACUUGAUUGUGGUGCAGAAUUCUCCUGGGGAUGAACUGUUGGGGCCUGGGGGAGAGGUGGAGAGCCUGGAGGGAGUGCAGGAUGUGCACUUUGAGACCCUGCAAACUGAGGAGGGUGUGCAGAAUGUAUUGGUGCUGCGGAGUGCAGGGGGGGAGCAAACUCGCUUGUGUGUUCAGGAGGUAGAGAAUAUCCAGACAGUGGAGGAGCUCCCUGGCCUCCAGUUGCAGGGUCCCGAUGGUGGCUCUGGGGCCGGGCAGAACCUGCUGAUCAUCCGGAGUGCCCAAGGGGAACAGACCCUUCAAGUGUUGGAGAGCGUGCCGACGUUGCAGGUGAACAGCCCAGAGAGCACCCAGCCAGCCGAUGAUGGCAGCAGCACCCCUCAGAUGGUGCAGCUUUUGCCAAGCCCGAUGGCUUCCCAAGGCCUGUCCUCCAUCCAGAUUGUGCAGACUGUACCCAACAUGCAGCUAGUCCACACCUUUUGAACUCUACAACGGAGUGGGGACGUUAGCUGAGACCUGGUCCUGCACACGUCAGCACUGGGGGUGCAGAUGUGACAUGGGACCCUGCUUGGUGGGUCUAGGUAGAAAUUUAGUGGUUGUUGCUGUAGUCGCCAGAUAGGAUGGUUCUGAUCUGGGUGACUUUGAGACUUGUGAAUGACAUUGUCACUUCUGCCCGUGGGCUUGAAUGUCCCAGGACAACACCUCGGUGUGACAGCAAACCUGUGCCCUCAGGUCCAAAACACACCGAUGGUUCUCCCCCACUUCCCUGCUCACAUGUAGGCUGCUGCUGCUGCUUUUGCCCCUGCAGCCAUAGUGACCGUUCUGCCACCUCCCUGAGCACUUAUACGACCUUGCAUGAGAAGAGGGGCUAGCUAGUCUAGACCUUUGUUCUAUCCCAGAUCCACUCCUGUUUUCCUUCAUGCUUGAAUAGUUUGUUCUGUCAAGAACCAAAAGUUUGUGCUGCCUGAUGGUUAAAACAAAACUGUAGGGCAGCCAGGAGGACUCCUUAAGGUUUUCUCCCUCCUCCUCAGACGCAGAGUGUGAUUGAUGGGUAGCCCUUCAAUGCUCAGCUUCUCUCCCUUUCCCUUCCACAUUACUGCUUUGGACCAGGGUCUCUGUGAUGCAGUAUGAUCUCUGCAUAACAGAAAAAUCAGGGAAGUUCAGGUUUUCAGGUCUUCCCUUGGUUUUCAACACUAUGGAGCGGGGAUACCUUGGGACUGGUCGCAGAUUGCAUCUCUCAGUCUCACGGGGGGUUUUUCCCUUACUCGAACCUUUUCAAUUUCCUGUUCCACAGAACCACAUUUCUUUCAGAGUGUUCCUGGUGCUAACACACAUGCAAGAGGGUCAGAGACUCUUUCGGUCUAGAAAGUAAAUUAA
Molecule: messenger RNA, 4636 nt
Organism: Eublepharis macularius
Lineage: Eukaryota; Metazoa; Chordata; Lepidosauria; Squamata; Eublepharidae
Gene: ZNF628
Product: zinc finger protein 628
Exons: 2
Coding region: 146-3742 (1198 amino acids)
Biological process (GO): regulation of transcription by RNA polymerase II
Molecular function (GO): RNA polymerase II cis-regulatory region sequence-specific DNA binding; DNA-binding transcription factor activity, RNA polymerase II-specific
Source: RefSeq, a predicted model, not a curated record